Messenger RNA from Galleria mellonella (greater wax moth), 531 nucleotides. RefSeq lists its product as uncharacterized. Lineage: Eukaryota; Metazoa; Arthropoda; Insecta; Lepidoptera; Pyralidae. The transcript has 2 exons. The record is from RefSeq and is a predicted model, not a curated record. Bases 1 to 531 code for a protein of 176 amino acids.
AUGAAAGAUAAUUUACCGGAAUUAAUAAAAACAUUAGAAUUUAAAAUUGGUCACAUGGAACAACAGGCGAGAGAAUGCAACAUAGAAAUAUCCAACGUACCAGAACGGCGUAACGAAAAUCUUUUGGCAAUCACAACUAAUCUUGGUGCCGCAAUAAAUCAAAAAAUAUUAUCAAGUGACAUCGUAUCUAUACAUCGAGUGCCCCACGCCUCACGGGAGGAUACCCGUCCCAAAAAUAUUAUAGUGAAAUUCACCACAAAAAUUUUGCGUGAUAAUGUACUUGCUGCAUGCCGUCUCAAAAAAGGACUCAACUCUGAACAGCUAUCGGUGUCUGGUUCAGUACACAAAAUCUAUGUAAAUGAACAUUUAACAGUGAAAAAUAAAUUAUUGUUUCGUGAAUGUCGUCAAAAGGCAAAAAUUCAAAACUAUAAAUACGUGUGGGUUAAAAAUAGUGUUAUUUUAUUACGUAAGAGUGACAACUCACCUGUCUUGGCAAUCCGUACGUUACAUGAUGUGGUCAAAAUUAAAUAA